GUUUAAUAGAAAUUAUACUAUGAUAUUUUAGAAAGGAGUAUUGCAUGAGGAUAUGGACAAUAUUAAGAUGAUACCCUUGUAAUAAAUCAUUGAAUAGAAAUAACUAGUACCUGUGACGAUAAUUUUAAAAUUGCUAUAUUAAUUAACUCUAAGUACCAAAGUUUAUAUUUUAGUCUUAAAUACAAUUCAUUAUGAAGGGAAGAACAUUGGUAAUUUACGGAUGGAAGAAUUGUUAGUAAGGGAAAUUGGAGAAUUAGAAAAGUUAGAUAUUUUCAUACGCCAAAAUAUUAUAAAAGAGGAUAAGCAAAAUAAUGAAUAACCUAUUCUAAAUUAAUUGAAAAUUAUUUGUAAUUUAUUGUAAAUAUUUUAAGUGAUUAAGUUUGGUUUGAAUCCUUUAGAUAUUAAUUAGACUGAGGAUUUUGAACAAAUUCUAUUAUAUAUUUUGAGGAAAUUAAAUAUAGAUUUACAAAAAGAUAAUUGGAGAGAAUAGAUUCUAAGUAUUAUUUAUGGGUUAGAAAUUACUGAUGUUUAAUAUUUUAAUUGCGGUUUCACCUAUAUCUAUCGUGUUAAAGUGCCAUAUUACAUUAAUACUACGCAUGAUUAAAUCAUUAUUAAAUGGAUUCAUUAGAAAGAGCAAACAAGCAAAAGAUUAUUUGAGGUGGAAAAUUAUAAGAACCUGAAAUAAUAAAAUCAACUCAAAAAUAUAAACUAAAUAGACUUAUUUUGCUACUCUUUGGAUAUAAAUAAUUCGACUCUAAUGUUUUUACAAAAAUAUAGUUUGACUUUAAAAGACUAUACUAAGAUUUCUGAAGGGAAGCUAAUGAUCUAGGAAAAAAUGAAAAUUUGUUGUAAAUUAGCUGAUGAAUUGAAAAAGUUGCAUGAUAAAAAUAAAAUUCAUAGGGAUUUAAAACCAGAAAAUAUCAUGGUUACUGGAAAAGAUACAUACACAGAUAGAUUAUACGACAUUACAGUUCAAAAUAUCAAUGAUAUUGAUAAACUUUAAUGGUAAAUUAUAGAUUUUGAAUCAGCUAUAGAAAAAGGAGAGACUGAUGAUUUUAGAGGAACAAGGAAUUAUUUACCUCCAGAAAAUAUGUCUGGAAAAGCAUUUAAAGAAAGCUAUGAUAUUUGGUAAAUGGGACUUUGUUUCUUAUUCUUUAUAACACAAUCAGAAGUCAGUUAUAAAAAAGAUUUGGAAUAAAGGAAUGCCAAGAUAUAGGAAUUGCUUAAUACCCUAAAAGAUAAGAAAAAUAUAGGCUCAUAAAGUGAAACUAUGUACCGCAUAAUUUCUAAAAUGGUUAGCAUUAAACCAGAGGAGAGACCUAAUUUGGAAGCUGUUAUAAAAGAACUAAAUUCUGCUAUUAUUAAUUGA
This is a messenger RNA of Paramecium octaurelia, 1369 nucleotides long. Lineage: Eukaryota; Ciliophora; Oligohymenophorea; Peniculida; Parameciidae. The record is from the annotation of a GenBank genome assembly.